AUGAAUAGUAGAGAGUUAUCGUUAGUACCUGGAGGAGGAGGACUAUCAAACAUUCUAAUUCAACAAAUAUUGAAUGAGAUUGGCAGCAUUCAGGAUAUCAUAAGUCUUUUACUCACUUGUAAAUCAUUUUACUUUGAUUUCAAAUCGAUGUAUCUAAAUAAUAUAACAUUUAAACAUGUCUCUCAAUCUUUUUUAAAGAGUGUUGAAAAGAGUAUGGUUAAACAAAGAAUGGAACCUUUUGGUGAUCUAUUUCAAUCAUUGUCAGAGCAAGUCGUUGUUAGUCAAUGGCGCAAAAGAGAUAUUUUAACAAUCAAUACAUCUUACUUGUCAUCACCAAGCAAUAAUAAUAAUAAGGUUGACAAGGUGUAUGAUAAAGUCAUUGUUAAAUCAAAGUAUGUUGGAAAGAUCAAGAGGAUACCACCAACCAUCAAAUUAAAGUUAAUUGGUAAUAUGAACUUUGAACGUAUCAGAGAGACAUUACAAGACCCCAAAUGCUUAAAGGCACUGUCUGUAACCAACUGUAAUAUUGCUGGGUGUGCAUUGUCUCCAACGAUUGAAAACAUUCGAAUCAAGUUUAAUAGAAUAUCUGUAGUCCGGAUCACACCUAUUCUACCACCACCUCUGACAUUGGCAUGGCCAUCUUUGUUGACAUUCUUGACUAUUGUCUCGAAUGUAGCCCUUCCACUGGGCGUCCAAUUCCCAUCCACACUGACCAACCUCCGUCUCACGUUUACAACCCCUGUACACGUAUUCAAUUUCGAUCUAAGUAAUCUUGUGCAUUUGACAGGCCUACAAAUCUCAUCAAACACCACUCAACGUAUUCCAAUCGACAAUAUUCAACUCCCCGUCCCAAACACAUCGAUAAAGCUUAUUGACCUAGGAUUCUUCCCUGUCGCGGGGCAGGUGACACAAGACUUUCUAUCACCCAACCUAGAGACAUUGUACUGUCUCGAAUACGAGUGUUUUUCACCAUCUGUCAGACUCCCUCCAAAAGUCAUCGAAGUAAUCAUCGAUGAAUGCAGCGCUAGAAUAAUACCUGCAAACUUUUUCCCAGCAAGUCUCGAGAAACUGGACAUAACAUUUCUAAAUGGAGGUGGUAUUGCAUCAGGUGCAUUGGUUGAGGGAAUCAAAACAUUGUCAAUGAUGGAUUAUACAGGUCCAGUCACACCAGACUACAUACCAAACUCUGUAACAGAACUUAACGGUCAUGUAUCAAAUCCAGAGUUGGCAGUAUUUCCAAGCCAACUCGUUACUCUCACUUCAUCAAUUAACUUGACAGUACCGAUUCUAUUCCCUCCAAAAUUAAGUAAAUUAGAUCGUGUCAUUAUUGGGUCACCAUUAAUCUAUAUGCCAACAUCAUUACAAACAUUGUCAGGUGAAUUAUCGGCAUCAACCUGUGUUGGUGUGGUCAACGACUAUCCAGUCUAUUCAUUUCCACCGACCAUUUUAAUCAACAAUGAUGAUAGUUCACCCAAACACAAUCCACUACAUUACAUACUACCAUCGAAUCUCAAAGAGUUGAGUCUCCUAAUCGACGUUCCUGCAGAUGUUUUCAGUUUCAGGAUUGACCAAAUUCUAAACUGUUCCAAUGUUAAUAGACUAUCUAUCAGUCUCCCCAACCAAUUUGAGGAAUCUAUUUGUCUCUCUAUUCGACGAUUAGAAGAAGACAAUGAAUACAUAUUAGUGACGGAAACAGAUACUUUUAAUGGUGCAAUCAUCAAACAACAUAGAUUACCCAAAUACAACAACAACAACAACAACAAGUCUACCCAAAAGAGAGGUGUACUUGACUAUAAACCACUCUAUUUACAAUUCCAUAUUAGUAUGACAAGUGGGAUGAUCAAUAUCUAA
Cavenderia fasciculata is the source of this 1851-nucleotide messenger RNA. RefSeq lists its product as uncharacterized. Bases 1 to 1851 code for a protein of 616 amino acids. NCBI's taxonomy places the organism in Eukaryota, Evosea, Eumycetozoa, Acytosteliales, Cavenderiaceae. The transcript is spliced from 2 exons. The record is from RefSeq and is a predicted model, not a curated record.